CGUACGGGCUACCCUUCUGUCUGCGGCUCCUGGCCCGCGUAUGUCAUUGUCGCCGAGGCGCCCGGCGGGGAGCUAAUGGGGUACAUAACGGGUAAAGUGGCAGGCUCUGUGGCUAGCGAAGAACGGCAUGUGUUGCUGCUCUCUGUUGCACCGGAAUUUCAACAGCUGAGUUUGGCUGCUGAAUUGAUGGAACUACUGGAAGAAAUUUCAGAGAAAGCGGAUUUUUUUGUCGAUCUCUUUGUGAAAGUGUCAGAUCAGGUUGCGGUAAAUAUGUAUCAGCAACUAGGCUAUGGCGUGUACCGGACAGUAUUAGAGUACCAGUCUGCCAGCAGUGGAGAGCCAGAUGAAGAUGCUUAUGAUAUGAGAAAAGCUCUUUGCAGAGCUAUGGAGAAGAAAUCAAUUAUAUUUCUACACUAUAUGUUGUAUACUACAGCUAUACA
Phaethon lepturus (White-tailed tropicbird) is the source of this 440-nucleotide messenger RNA. RefSeq names its product N-alpha-acetyltransferase 20-like. Gene Ontology annotation, cellular component: NatB complex. Gene Ontology annotation, biological process: N-terminal peptidyl-methionine acetylation. Gene Ontology annotation, molecular function: protein-N-terminal amino-acid acetyltransferase activity. Lineage: Eukaryota; Metazoa; Chordata; Aves; Phaethontiformes; Phaethontidae. The record is from RefSeq and is a predicted model, not a curated record.